Molecule: messenger RNA, 1818 nt
Organism: Theileria equi strain WA
Lineage: Eukaryota; Apicomplexa; Aconoidasida; Piroplasmida; Theileriidae
Exons: 1
Coding region: 1-1818 (605 amino acids)
Source: RefSeq, a predicted model, not a curated record
AUGGAUGAUGGAGACCGGCUCAAGUUAAAUCUAGAAAACAGAUGUGGAGAAGUUAGAAACCGAUGCACCUGUCCAGGUUAUAAACCACCUGGGCUAGAAACUAAAAAGGUGACUGGUGACCAUAAUGCUGUUGGAUUCAUUGCCUAUACUCAUUCCAACAAAGAAGGAUUUACACUCAGUAAUAAUCUAGGUGAUGGUGAAAAACUAGAGGAUGAGGAAGUUAAAAAGGUAACAUCUGUAUCGGUCUAUUACUGGGAUGGAGACAAAAACUAUGAUAAACCGCUUCUUCUAGAGGUGAAGAAGAAAGACGACCCCAAAUCAUUCUAUUACCUAAGAUAUGAUGAAACUGAAACAGGAGAUCAGCCAGCAGUCUGGAAACAAUAUACUGAUGACACAGGAACAUCUUUGCAGGCUCUAUUAGACGAGAGAAAUUUAGGCCGAAAUAAUGUCUUUCCCUUAUAUCUUGAUCAGCCAACCAAACCCCUUGAUGUGGAGUCCAACGUUGCAAAAAGUAAGGGUCUGGAACUUGUUAAAAAUGGCACAGAGAUUACUGGGAGUGAUUAUAGAGUUACCGAGUAUAAACUUAAUGGCAAGGAUGGAAAUACUAGAUUUUCGAGGGUUAUGCACGGUAAAGAUAGGGUAAAUGGUAUCACUAUCCCUAAUGAUAUAAUUAGUAAUAUUCGACUAUACUCGUCGCCAAUUAACAACAGUAAAGUACCCAUUAUGUUUGAGUUUGUUGGGAAGGAUGGAGGAAAUUCUAAAUGGUUCCAUAAUCAGAACAAAGGUACAGGUACUACUCAAUGGGGAGAAAUUGGUAAUCCAGAGGGAUUCCAUAGUGAUAAAAAUAAUUCAAUAUCCACUCUCACAGAGAAGUUUACUAGGAAGUUAGAUGGGUUAGUUUGUGAAAAUUACAAUGGAGUAACUAUUGAUUUAUCACGCAACAGAUCUGAAGGAAGAAGCUACUGCUGUGAGCAUCAUACAGGUGAGAAGGGUACAGGGAAAGUCUCUGUUAAAACUGAAGAGCUAGCAUUAAACGGUGGUGUAAAUAAACUCCCAUAUUACAAACAUCAUAUUGAAGCAGGACAGAAGGUAGCUGGUAUUAAAUUCUAUCAAGAUGAUAACACCUCUAAUAGAAGGAAAGUAUCUGCUAGAUCAUUUAAAUUUCCAAUGGAGGGUCCAGUGGACAUCUAUACUUUUUAUUCUGGUAAUAAUCCGGAGCUUAUAUAUGUAUAUGGUACUGGGACAAGCCCCCCGGUUAAGGGUUGGUUUAGAAGAGACAGUUCUGGUUAUGGAGCUACAUGGAAAAAAACAUCUCACAGUCUCAGGAGUAUUAAGCACAAGGAUAUAUAUGAGAAAAGGCUCAACUGCACCCAGUGGACUGCUCUUAGAGAGAUACUAAAUAAGCGCGAUGGUAAUUUGGAAGAAUGUCAAGAACCUCCUAGACCACAGGGUUCAGUAGCACGUAACGAUAGCGAUGGAGUACCAGAAAUAGGAUCUGAGGAAGAUGAUGAGGAAUCCGCUGACGACUCUGAACAUUCUAAAUCUACUCUAUCCUCACCUCGACUAAGCCCUCCUGGUGCUCCUUCUACCGGUAAAGCUAGUAGAGGAGAUACUCCUAGUGCUGGUAAAGAUGCUCAAACUGGACCUGAAGCUCCUAAAGAACCUGCUCCUCAAGCUCUUGGUGUUGCUACUGCUGGUGCUAUGUCUCUCGGGACAAUUUCUGGUAUAUCCUCAGGUACUCUUACCGGAGCUGGUUCUCUUACUGGACUUGGUUCGCUGGAUUUAAGUUUUAUAAGGGCCGUAGUGGAGAUCCUUUGA